This is a messenger RNA of Glossina fuscipes, 1203 nucleotides long. Its product is annotated as histone-lysine N-methyltransferase SETMAR-like. NCBI's taxonomy places the organism in Eukaryota, Metazoa, Arthropoda, Insecta, Diptera, Glossinidae. Gene Ontology annotation, molecular function: nucleic acid binding. Bases 26 to 1072 code for a protein of 348 amino acids. The record is from RefSeq and is a predicted model, not a curated record. The transcript has a single exon.
UUAUUUUCUUGUGUACUUCUAGAUAAUGGAUCAGAAAGAGUUCCGAGUCUUGAUUAAACAUUGCUAUUUAAUGAAAAAGAAUACCGCUCAAACUCAGAGAUGGCUUGAAGAGUGCUACGGUAAAUCUGCACCAUCAAAAACAACUAUUUGUCGAUGGUUUAGUGAAUUUAAAUGCGGGCGCACAAGCACUAACGAUGCUGCUAGGUCUGGACGUCCCCUUGAAGCAUCAACACCAGAAAAUAUUAAAAGAAUCCAUCGCAUUAUUUUGGAUGAUAGCAAAGUGAAGGUAAGGGAAAUAGCUGAUAUUAUUCAGAUAUCAACAGAACGUGUCAAAAAUAUUCUUCAUGAACAUUUGGAUAUGAAAAAAGUCUACGCCAAAUGGGUACCACGCUCAUUAACAAUCAAUCAAAAACAACAACGUGUGAAUGAUGCAGAACGCGGCUUGAAACUCUAUCGCCUUAAUGAGAAUGAUUUCUUGAAUCGAUUUGUCGCGAUAGGUGAAACGUGGAUUCAUUACCAUACAAACCAAAACAAUCGAGAAUCUACCGACGAAGUAGAAAGUAGCACAGCAAAGCAACCAAAAAAGCAACCAUCAACUGAAAAAAAGGUUUUGGUCAGCAUUUUCUGGAAUGCAGAUGGUAUCAUUUUUAUAGACUAUCUUGAAAGGAAAAAAACAAUUACGAAAGAAUAUUAUCCGGCAUUGCUGGAUCGCUUUAAUGAAAAACUGAAAGUAAGUAAUAAACGGCCACAAAUGGCAGGAAAAGCAGUCCUGUUCCAUCAAGAUAACUCCCCGCCCCAUAUAUCCAUUAAAGCAAUGGCUAAACUAAACGAGUUAAAGUAUGACUUACUCCACCAACCUCCAUAUUCACCAGAUUUAGAUCCAAGCGAUUACUAUUUAUUUCCUAUAUUAAAACGUUGGCUACGAGGAAAACGCUUUACCUCACUCGAGGAUAUAGAAUGUGAAACUGAUGCAUAUUUUGAUGCAGUUGACGGUUAUGCGAAAGGUAUCCGAAUGUUAGAAGACCGUUGGGAUAAGUGCAUCGCUCUUGAAGGAAACUAUAUUGAAGAGUAAAAUUGAGUUUAAAUUACACCGGAAAUUUUCAUCAAUCAAGGCUAUGUGCUUCACUAGGCCUCAAUAAGUUGAAGCGGAGAGUUAAUAUUUAACGCAAAUGCUCUAUAAAAAAAAAAACAAGAAUAAUAAUA